CUUACACGUUAUUGUCAUUUGGCCGCCUACAUUCUGGUCGUCAAAAUUACUAAUUCGCAAAUCGACUAGGCUAAAUUCGUAUACACGGUGUGAAAGUGUCGAACUUGCCUUAAAACAUAUUACACGAAAAAGAGAUUUUCCUGCCAAAUUUUACAGCGAAAAAGUUGGUGUUUUUUUAACAUUUAGCGGAGGAUAAUAAAUAAAAUAUUUUAUGAGACGUUAAAAUCAAUUAAGAAAAUUAAGUGAAUUGUCACAGUGUACUUGAUAGCAAUAUGGAGAAAUUGUAUCUGCAUUUGAUAACAUUUUUGUGCAUGAUCGCGCUAAGUGUCUGCUUGUCAACAGGCCCAUCAGUGGAACCAAAAAAACGACAAUUUCCUCACGGCUUCAUUUGGGGCAUCGGUUCGUCACCAUAUCAAAUUGAGGGUGCUUGGAAUGAAUCUGGCAAAGGAGAAUCAAUUUGGGAUCAUCUAACACACAAUUACCCGGAAAAAAUUGCUGAUCAGUCAAAUGGGGAUAUUGCAUGUGACAGUUAUCAUCAGUGGCGUCGCGAUGUACAAAUGCUGCGUGACCUAAACGUACACGUGUACCGAUUUGCGAUCUCAUGGCCCCGCAUCUUGCCGGGCGGCUAUAUGAAUAAUGUCAACAGUGAAGGUAUUCGCCACUACAAUGAUCUGAUUAACGAGCUUCUGCACUAUAAUAUUACACCAAUGGUCACAAUCUAUCACUGGGAUCUACCACAACGUUUACAAGAAUUGGGUGGCUGGACCAAUCCCGAAAUUAUACCAGUAUUUAAAGAUUAUGCGCGUCUAUUGUUCGAGAUGUAUGGCGAUCGUGUAAAGAUCUGGAUAACGAUCAAUGAACCGACGCUUAUAUGUGAAUAUGGUUAUGGUGUUGAUUAUAUGGCGCCCUCCUAUAAUUAUCCUGGAAUUCCGAACUAUUUGUGCGGACACUAUUUACUAAAGGCACAUGCCGAAGUGGUGCAUAUGUAUCGUGACCACUAUCAGGAAGUACAGAAGGGCAAAAUCGGUUUUACUAUGCACACAUCGUAUAUGCAACCCAAAACGGAUUCGGACGAUGAUCGCGAAGCAUCUGAGCGUGCUAUGCAAUUCUAUUUGGGCUGGUUUGCACAUCCGAUAUUCUCGAAAAGUGGCAACUAUCCGCAAAUCAUGAUCGAUCGCAUAGGUAAUUUUAGCAAACAACAAGGUUUCACUCGUUCACGUUUACCGGAAUACACAGAGGAAGAAAUAAUUCGUAUACGCGGAACUGCGGAUUUCUUUGGCCUUAAUACGUACACAACUAGCCGAGUGACGUUCAACGAUCAAAGCAAUACUGCUAAUUUUCCCGUGCCGUCAUUCAGUCACGAUAUGGGCGUCGUCGAGGAUCAAGAUCCCAACUGGCCCGAUACGCAAUCCUCAGUGUUUAAGGUCGUUCCCAGUGGCAUGUACAGUUUACUAAUGUGGAUCGUGCGAGAAUAUGACAAUCCGCCUAUAAUUGUGACUGAAAAUGGCGUAAGCUACGAAAGCGACCUUGAGGAUUACAAACGCAUUGAUUUUCUCAACGCCUAUCUAUCCGCCAUUUUGGAUGCCAUUGAAGAUGGUGCAAAUGUACAGGGAUACAAUUAUUGGAGCUUGAUGGAUAGUUUCGAGUGGAAAGGUGGCUAUACAGCACAAUUCGGUCUCUACCACGUGGACUUCAAUCAUCCGAAUCGCACGCGUACGCCUAAGAUCGCCGCCAAGGUCUACGCACAAAUUUGCAAGACGAACACGAUUGAUUCGAGCUAUCGGCCAACAUUGAAUGAAUCCCAAACUAACACGAUGGCACAGUUACCCGAAGUUGAGGCCGUUGGCAAUUCUACAUCGAGUGCGAGUACUAUAUACAACACAUUAACCGCAUAA
Molecule: messenger RNA, 1895 nt
Organism: Bactrocera neohumeralis
Lineage: Eukaryota; Metazoa; Arthropoda; Insecta; Diptera; Tephritidae
Product: myrosinase 1-like
Exons: 6
Coding region: 273-1895 (540 amino acids)
Biological process (GO): carbohydrate metabolic process
Molecular function (GO): beta-glucosidase activity
Source: RefSeq, a predicted model, not a curated record